CUCUCUGGCAGGUGAAGUGGAAAGGGAAGGACCUGUUUGAUCUGGUGUGCAGGACGCUGGGACUGCGGGAAACCUGGUUCUUUGGGCUGCAGUACACCAUCAAGGACACCGUGGCUUGGCUCAAAAUGGACAAGAAGGUCCUGGAUCAUGAUGUCCCCACAGAGGAGCCCAAAACCUUUCACUUCCUGGCCAAAUUUUAUCCUGAGAAUGCAGAGGAGGAAUUGGUCCAGGAAAUCACCCAGCAUUUGUUCUUCCUGCAGGUGAAGAAGCAGAUUUUGGAUGAGAAGAUCUUCUGUCCACCUGAAGCCUCUGUCCUGCUGGCCUCUUAUGCUGUCCAAGCCAAGUACGGUGACUACGAUCCCAAUGUCCACAAGAGAGGCUUCCUGGCACAGGAGGAAUUGCUUCCCAAGCGGGUAAUAAACCUGUACCAGAUGACUCCAGAGAUGUGGGAGGAGAGGAUAACAGCCUGGUACGCAGAGCACCGGGGCAGAGCGAGAGAUGAAGCUGAAAUGGAGUAUCUGAAGAUAGCCCAGGACCUGGAGAUGUAUGGCGUGAACUACUUUGCCAUCAGGAAUAAAAAGGGUACAGAGCUGCUCCUUGGAGUUGAUGCCUUGGGUCUUCACAUUUAUGACCCAGACAACAGGUUGACCCCUAAAAUCUCCUUCCCAUGGAACGAGAUCCGGAAUAUCUCCUACAGUGAUAAAGAGUUUACGAUUAAGCCAUUGGACAAAAAGAUUGAUGUUUUUAAAUUCAAUUCAUCAAAGCUGCGUGUGAAUAAGCUGAUCCUUCAGCUGUGCAUUGGGAACCACGACCUCUUCAUGAGGAGGAGGAAGGCAGACUCGUUGGAGGUGCAGCAGAUGAAAGCACAGGCCAGGGAGGAGAAGGCCAGGAAGCAGAUGGAACGACAGUGCCUGGCACGAGAGAAGCAAAUGAGAGAAGAGGCUGAGAGGACCAGGGAUGAGCUGGAGAGGAGGCUGAUGCAGCUGAAGGAGGAGGCAACGAUGGCCAACGAGGCUCUGAUGAGGUCGGAGGAGACAGCAGAUCUGCUGGCGGAGAAGGCGCAGAUCACGGAGGAGGAGGCCAAGCUGCUGGCUCAGAAGGCGGCCGAGGCCGAGCAGGAGAUGCAGCGCAUCAAGGCCACGGCCAUCCGCACCGAGGAGGAGAAGAGGCUGAUGGAGCAGAAGGUGCUGGAGGCAGAGAUGUUGGCACUGAAAAUGGCCGAGGAGUCGGAGAGGAGGGCAAAGGAGGCUGAUCAGCUCAAGCAGGACCUGCAGGAGGCUCGUGAGUCGGAGCGCAGAGCAAAGCAGAAGCUCUUGGAGAUCACCAGCAAGUCUUCCUACACAUCCAUGAACUCGAGUACCACAGCACUGCCCACUGACCUGCCAAGCUUCAACCUCAUCAGUGAGAGCCUCUCUUUCGACUUCAAGGAUACAGACAUGAAGAGGCUGUCCAUGGAAAUCGAGAAGGAGAAGGUGGAGUACAUGGAGAAGAGCAAGCACCUGCAGGAGCAGCUCAACGAGCUGAAGACAGAAAUUGAGGCACUGAAGCUCAAGGAGAGAGAGACAGCUCUGGAUAUUUUGCACAACGAGAACUCCAGCCGGGGCAACAGCAAGCACAACACUAUUAAAAAGCCUCAAGCCCAGGGCAGAAGACCUAUCUGCAUUUGA
Messenger RNA from Ficedula albicollis (Collared flycatcher), 1667 nucleotides. It is a transcript of the gene NF2, whose product is annotated as neurofibromin 2 (merlin). The record is from RefSeq and is a predicted model, not a curated record. Gene Ontology annotation, biological process: positive regulation of protein localization to early endosome; regulation of organelle assembly; regulation of cell shape. The transcript has 15 exons. Gene Ontology annotation, molecular function: cell adhesion molecule binding; actin binding. Gene Ontology annotation, cellular component: adherens junction; apical part of cell; filopodium. Lineage: Eukaryota; Metazoa; Chordata; Aves; Passeriformes; Muscicapidae. The coding region runs from base 126 to 1667 and encodes 513 amino acids.